GUUGACCCAUCCAUCACAUUGAUGAUCCAAACUCACUCCCCUUAAACACUGCGACAGUGAAACACCAUUUCACCUUCUUCAAUUCAAUUCAAAGUUCAAACCAUGCUGUGUGUCAACCCUUCCUUCACCUCUCUCUUACCUUCUCCACUGGGAAAACCGCGUCUCAUCUUUCCCUCCAAUUCAAGGAACCCAAUUUCCUGCACACUCCCAGGAACAGUUGCUGAACCAAAAUUAACAGCUGCUGCUGAACCACUAUUGCUUAAUGCAGUUCGUGGGCUAGAUGUUGAAAGGCCCCCAGUUUGGCUCAUGAGGCAAGCAGGGAGGUACAUGAAGAGUUACCAAACCAUCUGUGAGAAACAUCCUUCAUUCCGUGAAAGGUCUGAAAAUGUCGAUCUUGUGGUGGAAAUUUCAUUGCAACCAUGGAAGGUUUUCAAGCCUGAUGGGGUGAUUUUAUUCUCCGAUAUUCUUACCCCACUUUCUGGGAUGAAUAUACCCUUUGAUAUUGUCAAGGGUAAGGGUCCGGUCAUAUUUGAUCCCAUUCACUCAGCUGCCCAGGUUGAUCAAGUGACGGAGUUUAUUCCUCAAGGUUCAGUUCCAUACGUUGGUGAAGCACUUACUAUCUUGAGGAAAGAGGUGGAUAAUAAAGCUGCAGUCCUUGGUUUUGUUGGUGCUCCGUUCACCCUGGCAUCAUAUGUGGUUGAAGGUGGUUCAUCAAAACACUUCUCAAAAAUAAAGAGAUUGGCUUUCUCUCAACCCAAGGUUCUGCAUUCAUUACUGCAGAAGUUUACAACGUCAAUGGCGAGAUACAUUCAAUACCAAGCUGAUAAUGGAGCUCAAGCUGUUCAGAUCUUUGACUCAUGGGCGACAGAGCUAAGUCCAGUGGAUUUCGAAGAGUUCAGUUUGCCUUACUUGAAGCAGAUCGUUGAUACCGUGAAAAAAACCCACCCAGAACUCCCUCUGAUCCUCUAUGCAAGUGGCUCUGGAGGCUUGCUCGAGAGACUAGCUUUGACAGGUGUGGAUGUUGUUAGCUUGGAUUGGACGGUUGAUAUGGCUGAUGGUAGGAGAAGACUAGGACCGAAUAUAACUGUCCAAGGUAACGUGGAUCCUGGUGUUCUUUUCGGUUCAAAAGAGAUCAUCACUGAUAGAAUACAUGAUACUGUGAGAAAAGCAGGCAGAGGGAAACAUAUCUUGAAUCUUGGUCAUGGCAUUGUAGUAGGUACACCUGAGGAGAAUGUUGCACAUUUUUUUGAGGUUGCUAAAGGAAUCAGAUACUAAGAGGCUAAUUGUGAUUAACCAUUUUUUUGUUUAAUUGUAUUUUUUUGUCCCUUUAUUACGGGUAAAUUUAUAAAUUUGGUUCUCAAUUAAUUUGUUGCUGUGAUUGUCUCCUAACUUCUCUGAGUGAAAAAUUUGGUCCCUCUGUCAGUGUAUCAUCCUAUUACUAAUAGAUGCUAGUUACAUGA
Molecule: messenger RNA, 1460 nt
Organism: Lotus japonicus
Lineage: Eukaryota; Viridiplantae; Streptophyta; Magnoliopsida; Fabales; Fabaceae
Product: uroporphyrinogen decarboxylase
Exons: 6
Coding region: 103-1275 (390 amino acids)
Biological process (GO): porphyrin-containing compound biosynthetic process
Molecular function (GO): uroporphyrinogen decarboxylase activity
Source: RefSeq, a predicted model, not a curated record